Messenger RNA from Zingiber officinale, 717 nucleotides. Its product is annotated as transcription factor MYB120-like. The record is from RefSeq and is a predicted model, not a curated record. Lineage: Eukaryota; Viridiplantae; Streptophyta; Magnoliopsida; Zingiberales; Zingiberaceae. The transcript is spliced from 2 exons. Bases 1 to 717 code for a protein of 238 amino acids.
AUGGAGGCGGCGGGAGGAGCAUACGGUGCGCAAGAACCGGGCACCUCGCCGGCGGAAGGAGGCAGGGAAGGAAUGCGGCCGCAGAAAACUAGGAAGAGAAGGUCGUGGACGGCGGAGGAAGACGCUGUGCUGGCGGCGCACGUCCGGGCUCACGGCGUGGGAAAAUGGGAUGCGGUGCCGAAGAGCACCGGGCUGGCGCGCACCGGCCAGAGCUGCCGGUUUCGGUGGCUUAACAGCCUCCGCCCCGGCCUCAAGGACGACGGCAUCGCCUUCUCACGCGACGAGGAGAUCCACCUCUGCCGCCUCCAUGCGGCCCUCGGCAACAAGUGGAAUCGCAUCGCCGCCGAAAUGGAGGGCAGAUCGGAGAACCAAGUCAUGCACUACUGGUUUUACUACGUCAGUCGAUGCCAACAGACCGGCCUCAACGUCUACCCUCCGGAGGUGCAACAAGCCGCCAACGGACAAUCUGACCUUCACCAACCACAACCCAAAAGGCACAAGAGUCAGACUUCUUCGUUACCGCAACAGUUUCCGCCGCGGGCGACGUAUCUGGUUCCUGUAGGCUAUCCCAAUUAUCCCGUCGUCCCCACUCAUCUUCCGCAACCAGUAGGUGCCGUUUAUCCAGUGAUGAUGACAAUCCCUCCUCCUCCUCUGUCGAUCAUAGCUGAGUAUCGUCCACCAUUCAAUUCUAAUGAUAAUAAUAGAAAUAAUCUUUAA